Morchella importuna is the source of this 585-nucleotide messenger RNA. RefSeq lists its product as uncharacterized. The transcript is spliced from 3 exons. Gene Ontology annotation, molecular function: D-tyrosyl-tRNA(Tyr) deacylase activity. The coding region runs from base 1 to 585 and encodes 194 amino acids. The record is from RefSeq and is a predicted model, not a curated record. Gene Ontology annotation, cellular component: cytoplasm. NCBI's taxonomy places the organism in Eukaryota, Fungi, Ascomycota, Pezizomycetes, Pezizales, Morchellaceae. Gene Ontology annotation, biological process: tRNA metabolic process.
AUGAAAGCUAUAAUACAACGCGUUCUCUCAGCAUCCGUCACAGUCGACAAUCAAAUUGUCUCCUCAAUCGGCAAAGGCAUCCUCGUAUUCGCUGCUGUUGCCCCAGACGAUACUCCGAAGGAUGUCGAAUUACUCGCCAACAAAAUACUCAAACUCAAAGUGUGGGAUUCACCUUCAGAUGGUGGGCGAUGGAAGAUGUCUGCCAUGGAUAUGGAUUACCAGGUACUUCUCGUAUCACAGUUCACGCUUCUUGCCAAAACCAAGAAGGGGAGCAAGCCUGAUUUCCAUGGAGCAUGUCCUCCUGCGCUAGCAGCAGACAUCUAUACCUCGCUGCUUGACAAAACACGAGCUUUAUACGCUGGCGAGAAGGGAUUAGCACAGGAGGAUGCAAUGACGAGAGUCCAAGAUGGUGUCUUUGGAGCCAUGAUGCAGGUUGCAUUGGUGAACGACGGCCCAGUCACUUUCGAGCUCUCGACACCAGAAAAAUCUGAGACUGUAACGAGUAAUAAAGGUGGAAAGAAAGAAAAGAGUGAAGGGGAAGGGAAAGGGGAUACAGGCGGGAAUGUCAUCUCAAAUAGCGACUAA